Messenger RNA from Mangifera indica (mango), 2343 nucleotides. RefSeq names its product potassium transporter 5-like. Gene Ontology annotation, biological process: potassium ion transmembrane transport. Gene Ontology annotation, cellular component: membrane. The coding region runs from base 1 to 2343 and encodes 780 amino acids. The transcript has 8 exons. Lineage: Eukaryota; Viridiplantae; Streptophyta; Magnoliopsida; Sapindales; Anacardiaceae. The record is from RefSeq and is a predicted model, not a curated record. Gene Ontology annotation, molecular function: potassium ion transmembrane transporter activity.
AUGUCUGGGGAUGAAGUAACCAACACCGAGGAUGACUGCCAGGUGGAGGUAGUUUCUCAAGAACUCAUUGCAAGGAAACUUUCAAUUCUAAAGUUCAGAAGACUCGAUUCCUUCGACAUUGAAUCCCGGAAGGUUUCUGGUCAUUAUGGUCAUGCCACCAAGGAAGGUGUGAAGUGGGGAAUGAUAUUGCAUCUAGCAUUCCAGAGCAUCGGAGUAGUGUACGGAGAUAUUGGUACGUCGCCUCUCUACGUAUAUGCAAGCACUUUCACAGAUGGUAUACAUCACCCAGAUGAUAUACUCGGAGUACUUUCUUUGAUUUUGUAUACCCUCACUUUGAUCCCUCUAAUCAAGUAUGUCUUCAUUGUCUUGAAGGCCAACGACAAUGGUGAUGGAGGGACGUUUGCUCUAUACUCACUUAUAUGUCGAUAUGCGAAGGUAGGGUUAAUACCCAGUGAGCAAGCUGAGGAUAGUGAUGUGUCAAACUUUCAGCUUGAUUUGCCUAGCAAACGUCUAAUGAGAGCUUCAAAACUUAAACAUAAGCUUGAGAACAGUCAGUUUGCCAAGCUUUUUCUAUUGAUGGCCACCAUGCUUGGUACUUCCAUGGUCAUUGGAGAUGGUGUUCUAACUCCCUGCAUUUCAGUUUUAUCAGCAAUCGUAGGCAUCAAGGAAUAUGCACCUGCCAUGACAGAAGGUCCAACUGCUUGGGUAUCAGCGGCCAUUUUGGUUUGCCUAUUCGCUGUUCAAAGAUUUGGAUCUGACAAAGUAGGCUACACCUUUGCUCCAAUAAUCUUUGUUUGGUUUGUACUCAUUGGUGGCAUUGGUGUCUACAACUUCUUCAAAUUUGACCCAUGGGUGCUCAAAGCUCUUAAUCCAGCAUAUAUUAUAGGUUAUUUCACAAGAAACAAGAAAAAUGCUUGGAUAUCCCUUGGUGGAGUUGUCCUUGCCAUAACAGGAACUGAAGCACUGUUUGCCGAUAUGGGUCAUUUCACAGUUCGGUCUAUACAAAUAAGCAUGUGUUUUGUGACUUAUCCAGCACUCGUUUGCGCAUAUAGUGGGCAAGCCUCCUGGCUUCGCAAGCACCCUGAUCAAGUGCCCGAUACCUUCUACCAGUCCAUACCACAUGGUUUGUACUGGCCAAUGUUUGUAGUAGCUGUAUUAGCUUCAAUUAUAGCAAGUCAAGCUAUGAUUUCAGGGGCUUUCUCUAUAAUUCAGCAAUCUCUUGCCUUGGGAUGUUUCCCACGUGUAAAAGUCGUACAUACAUCCACCAAAUAUGAAGGACAAGUAUACAUUCCAGAAGUUAAUUAUAUACUUAUGUUGGCUUGUGUUGGAGUCACUCUUGGUUUUCGAAAAACAGACAAGAUUGGCAAUGCCUACGGAAUUGCGGUGGUGUUUGUAAUGACACUGACAUCUUGCUUGUUGGUUCUCGUCAUGAUAAUGAUAUGGAAAUCAAAUAUAAUUUUUGUCCUAUUUUAUGUCCUUAUUAUUUGCUCCGUGGAGUUUUUGUAUUUGAGUUCGGUCCUUUACAAAUUUAACAAAGGAGGAUACUUACCACUUGCCUUUUCUGCUCUUCUGAUGACAAUAAUGUAUAUUUGGAACUAUGUGUAUAGAAGGAAGUAUCAUUAUGAGCUUGAACACAAGAUUUCCCCUCAAAGGGUAAAGGAAAUAGCCACCGAUCCAAAUUUUUGUCGAUUCCCUGGAUUUGCCAUAUUUUACUCUGAGCUUGUUGAAGGGAUUCCACCAAUUUUCAACCAUUAUGUGGCAAAUGUACCUGCAUUGCACUCAAUCCUUGUUUUCGUCUCUAUCAAAUCCUUACCAAUUAGCAAGGUUCCACCAGAAGAACGAUUUCUUUUCCGUAGGGUAGAACCAAAGGAGCUUAAUGUGUAUCGUUGUGUUGCGAGAUAUGGGUAUACAGAUGUGCGCAAUGAAAAAGAACCUUUUGAGGUAAUAUUAGUUGAAAAACUAAAACAAUUCAUAAGAGAAGAUUAUUGGCUAUCGCAAACAACCACCAAGAACAUGGAGGUUGGUGAAAGGAAUGGAGAAUUAAGUGAUGUGACAAAUAAAGGAGAGGAGGAAGGUGAUGAAGAUGUAAGGUUGGUUCAAGAAGAUGAGCAAAAAGAGUGGGAACUAGAGAGAGAGAUUGAAAUGGUGGAUAAAGCAUUGCGUGCUGGUACUGUUCACUUGAUGGGUGAGGGUGAAGUUAUUGCAGGAAAAGGAGCUGGUAUUGGAAAGAGGAUUUUGAUAAAUGCUUUCAAUUUCAUGAAGAAAAACUUAAGACAAAGUGAGAAAGUGUUUGAAAUUCCCCACAAGCGCCUGCUCAAAGUGGGAAUGACUUAUGAGCUUUAG